Messenger RNA from Erinaceus europaeus (western European hedgehog), 998 nucleotides. RefSeq names its product claudin 20 (gene CLDN20). The record is from RefSeq and is a predicted model, not a curated record. Lineage: Eukaryota; Metazoa; Chordata; Mammalia; Eulipotyphla; Erinaceidae. The coding region runs from base 23 to 682 and encodes 219 amino acids. The transcript has a single exon. Gene Ontology annotation, cellular component: bicellular tight junction; plasma membrane. Gene Ontology annotation, biological process: cell adhesion; bicellular tight junction assembly. Gene Ontology annotation, molecular function: structural molecule activity.
CGGGCCGCCUUGCUGAAGCGGCAUGGCCUCGGGGCGCCUGCAGCUGCUGGCCUUCGCCCUGGCCCUGUCGGGGGUGUCCGGGGUGCUGGCGGCCACGCUGCUGCCCAACUGGACGGUGAGCGUGGACGCGGGCCCGAGCAUCCUCAGCGCCGUGGCGCAGCUGCAGGGGCUGUGGGUGGACUGCACGUGGCACAGCACCGGCCUGUUCAGCUGCGCCGUCAAGCGCCCCCUGCUGGCCCUGCCCAGCCACGUGCAGGCCGCGCGCGCCGCCAUGGUGCUGGCCUGCGUGCUGUCUGCACUGGGGCUCUGCGCCUGCGCCGUGGGCAUGCGGUGCACCCGCCUGGGCGGGGACCCGGCCACCAAGGGCCGGGCGGCCUUGACGGCGGGGGUGUGCCUCGCGGCAGCCGGCCUCUGCACCCUGAUCCCCACCGUGUGGUACACCAAGGAGAUCGUGGCCAACUUCCUGGACCUGAGCGUGCCCGACAGCCGUAAGCAGGAGCCCGGGGGCGCCAUGUACUUGGGGUUCAUCUCGGCCACGCUGCUGUGCAUCUCCGGGGUGAUUUUCUGCACCUCCUGUGCCAGGAGGGGCCCAGAGGCCUGGCUGCAGGCUCCCAGGCCGAAGCCCGUCUCCCCCCUGCAGCUGGAGGGCGGCUCGGCUUACAACCUCAAGGACUACGUGUAAACACCUACCGUGCACCAGGGAGAGGCCUCUGUCUGCAUGGAGAGGCAACAAACGCCAGGUCUACGCUUCCUUUUAUUAUUUUGUUAACCUGAGCACUGGUGGUGCCGGGGAUUGAACCUAUUGAGCCCGGAACCUUUGGUCCCUCAAGGCCUCACGGCCUUUUUGCAUCACCGUUUUGCUGUCUUCCCGGCCCGACUUCAUAGUCUCUACAAAGAACGAGAGAGACUUUAAAGGCGAUUGGGCCCAUUGAAAAUGCCCACCGCCGAUCACAACUGUUGUCAAACAGCUUUAGCAAAGAGGUUCUGAUGAUAUUUAA